Spinacia oleracea (spinach) is the source of this 1782-nucleotide messenger RNA. RefSeq names its product serine/threonine-protein phosphatase 7 long form homolog. NCBI's taxonomy places the organism in Eukaryota, Viridiplantae, Streptophyta, Magnoliopsida, Caryophyllales, Amaranthaceae. The transcript is spliced from 6 exons. Gene Ontology annotation, biological process: meristem development; meristem maintenance. The record is from RefSeq and is a predicted model, not a curated record. The coding region runs from base 124 to 1782 and encodes 552 amino acids.
CAUGGGGCUCCUGUCACAGGGGAUGGUACUGGGGUGUGGUCAGCUUUAGUCGAGGAGUUGUUAGGGAUACGACCAGAGCCUGGUGAUGAUGGAAAACCUGUUCUCCAGGGUUCAUCAUUGAGGAUGACUUGGUUGAGGCGACACUUCAGUCAGGGCCCCCCUGAUGACGCUGCUGAUAUUGUUUAUGAGAGGUUUAGCCGAGCAUAUAUUCUUGCACUCAUGGGGUCCAUUUUGUUUGCUGAUAAGAGCGGUGAUGCCGUGCAGCUCGUCUACUUGCCAUUGAUUCGCGACUUGCGUAGAGCUGGGACAUACAGCUGGGGGAGUGCGACCCUUGCUUAUUUGUAUCGACAGAUGUGUCGAGCCGCUCGUAGACGAUCCCGUGACAUUGGUGGUCCACUUAUACUUCUGCAGUUAUGGUCAUGGGAGCAUAUUCACAUUGGUCGUCCGAGGAUUUCGAGAGUUCGCGAUGCUCCACCUCCUCACCCAGAGCAUCCUAUUGAGGUCGACGAUCCAUCUAUUCUUGGUACUCAGCAUCAGCGUGGAGUGGACCCCUUAGCAUGCAGUUGGCUUAGGGUUCACUUUUCAUGCGGCCAUACAGCUAGUGGACUCUCUUUCUUUAGGGAUGCACUUGACCAUCAAAAGGAGACACAGAUGACUUGGCAGCCAUAUUCAGAGACGGUACUUGGUUUACUACCCGAGAUUUGUAGAUGUGAUAGAGAUAUAUGGCGCUCAGUUGUACCGUUGAUUUGCUUUGACAUUGUUGAGUACCACUACCCAAAUCGAGUGAUGCGUCAGUUUGGAUUGGAACAGUCAGUUCCCGUUGCGUGUGACACGAGUGUUGAUCUUCAUAAUGUGGAUCGACGGCAUAAAAACAAGAAGUUUGAAGAGAUGCAUCGCAAAUAUGUGGAGGAGUGGCGUGAUCGUGAGAGUUGGAUUGUUCAAGGCACUCCUUUUGCCGGUCAUCGUGAGAGGAUGAAGGAGUAUAUGGAUUGGUAUUGUAGCAUCACGAGACUCCUCAUUACUCCUGUUACACGAUCACCCCCCACCACUCAUUAUCAGCCGUCUUCCUCUGAUAUUAUUUUGUCACAUGCAUUGGCUGAUCUUGCCUCAAGAUGCACUCGAGCUGUGGAUUCUGCGCUAGAGUUACCUCCCAGUUUGGCCCUUGCUCUCACUCUUGAUACGUUACGCAAUUUGAGUUCCUCUUGCAUUGAGACCUUAUCAAGAGUGGGGCAAGAACAUAUCCUCCAACAAUAUGAUUUAGCCUCGUCUCAGUGUACACCUGACACCUCCACCUCACAUGUUUCUCGAGGGCGUGGUUUUCGACCACCACGUGCACGCCCUCCACCACUUACUCCUCCUCUACGCCCUCCAGCACUUACUUCUCCACGCCCUCCACCACCACCUUCUCCACGCCCUCCAAGGUUGUUGGAGUUGGAUUAUAGACGUUGGAGUUGGAUUAUAGACGUUGUUGGAGAUCUUGGAGUUGUUUACAGGUUGUUGGAGUUGGACUAUUUGGCAGGAAGAUCUCAGCCCAUUUUCUGGCUGAACACUGGAAACUGCAAGCUUGGAUGCAGGCUGGAUACUGAACCGCUAUCUGAGAUAGCGAAGAAAAGACCACUUAGGAGGGAACAGGGUGAUUACUGCUGCGAGACAGAAGAAAUCAGCCUGAGAGAGAACAAACUAGACCACACUUAUCUUUUUGCAUAUAAUCAAUCAUUGCCUCACCUAUUAAGAUUGCCAGAAAUAGGAACAAGAGGAGUAUCUGUUUUCUGUAAUGUCUGA